AUGAAUAAAAUUGCAUACUUGAGAAAGUUUAUAUCUAAUAAUUUUUUUUUUAAGAAUAUGCUAAUAGCAGAUAUGAAAAUAAAAAAAUCUUGCAUAGUAGAAAAUUACGAAAAGAAUGUUAGAAAGAGUGACUUUAUUUGUAGCAACUUAAAUAUAAGAAAAGAGAAUGAAAUUAAAAAUCAUUCUUUCUCUUUUUUUUUUAAUAGUGAAUUUUUAAUUGAUAAAAAGUUUCUAAAUAAAAAAAAGGAAGAAGUAUUAUGCUUUUGGAACAGGAGCCCUGGUGCUAGAUAUCCUAAAAAGGCUAACAAUGGAGCACGUCCUGAUUGUCGUUCUGUUAGAAAAAUUAGAAAAAGGCUGAAAACAGGCAAAUAA
Plasmodium gallinaceum is the source of this 372-nucleotide messenger RNA. Its product is annotated as conserved Plasmodium protein, unknown function. The coding region runs from base 1 to 372 and encodes 123 amino acids. NCBI's taxonomy places the organism in Eukaryota, Apicomplexa, Aconoidasida, Haemosporida, Plasmodiidae. The record is from RefSeq and is a predicted model, not a curated record. The transcript is spliced from 2 exons.